AUGCGAGUCAGCAUAGACGACGAGAACUCGUCGGUGGCCGUCAUGCUUCUUCCUUCGGCACAGGCGAGUCCUCUCAUCAGCUCCCAGUUUCCCACGCGCACCGGUGCCAUCGGCACCGCCACAGCGGAUACUGACGCCAUUAAUGCACCAGGCAAUGGCGCAGCCAGCCCUGAUGGCGGCAGCACGCCAUCUUCCAUGGCCACGAUGACCACAACCAACGCAGUCCUCUACUACCCCUCCGCGCAGCUGCCGACGCCUCCACCACUGCAUCGUCCCUCGUCAUCGCCGGUGUUGAUGCAGCAGCCGCAGCACGAAGUGCGUGCGGCUCCUCGUGCUGUACCCUACUGUUCCCUAUCCUGCGAGUCUGACAGCAAUGAGGAACCUCUCUUCCAGCGCCCACCACCUGCAACGCCGAUAGCACCCUCUCUGGCGUACAUGACAUCAUCACCACCGCCGUUCUCCACAUCGAUGCAGGCGCCGCAGCCGGACCGUCUGUGCGGCGCGGUGAGCGCGAAGCCGGAAGGUGGCGGCCUCGCUAGAGGUGGAACCGCCCUGUACACCUCCCUUCUCCCUAUCUCCUCCACCCCGACCAUGGCGACCACAGAGACGCCGGGCACCCUGGCGGGGAGGCGCUCAGCUGUUGCCCGUGAAACCUCGAAUUACUCUCUGGCUGCACCCACCAAGACGCACGUAUCUGCGUCCUCGAGUACUGCACGUAUCCACGGAGGCUACGCGGGCAGUAGCAACAAAUCCACGGCAGAGUCAACAGUUGGAAAUCAUAGUAGGGGUGACCGAGGGGUACAACGACCUCUGUUAAUGACGGCGCCCAACGGCGUUGCAGUAUCAUCAGCGUCGCCUGCGGCGCCGGUGACACUCACCAACGUAGGGGACACAGUGCUCGUUGCCGAACCGUUACCACCAGCGAAGCAGCGUCGCACGAUCCACACAGGAGUGGGCAACAGGGGAACUCUUCCAAGCGGAGGCAUCGGCGCCGGUCCCGGACUGUCCACCGCCGCCACCAGCACUGGAGCCUGGGCCUUGGGUGCUGCUACAGCGUCUGCCGCCGCCACGGCAGGAGGUGCGUCACCAAAGCCUUCCCUGCGUAUUGCUGCGCCACUUCGAGGAUUCGGCCGCAACCCGGUGACAAGCCACGCGUCAUGCACUGUCUCACGGGCCACCACGUCGGGUGUGGGGACCGCCCCUCCUCCGCAGUCCUUCAAGCUCUAUCGCCGCGAGGGCAGUCGGAAGCGGUCCGCAGACGUUCUGUCGCAGCUCAGCGCACUUGACCUCGACGAAACACCGACAACGCCUUUUGCGGAGACGGGCGUGUGUAACUUUACCAGCAUCAUCCACAACAGUAACGUGCACAACGCCUUCCCAUCGCAGCCGUCACCGCCGACGACUGUCUACCGGGGCGCCGGCGGCGGUAGCAACGCGAUCGGCGCUGUCUCCCCACUUAUCAUAGACUACGCCACGCCUGUGACUCUGUCUCAGCAGAUUGGUGGGUCGAAUACCUUCUCUCAGGUGCUGCUGCAUCCGUCGCAGGACGUCCUCGACAUGUCGCAGGCCGACACCGAGUGCUCCAACUUUUUGGCACGGCGCAUCCUGACCGAGUACAACGAAGUAAGACUUCUCGGCAGAGGCUCCUUCGGCACGGUAUCCUUAUUCAAGGAGAUCAGCUCAGGCGAGUACGUCGCAGUGAAGAUGUCGCCCCCGCUGCGGACACCGGAGAUGGAACGGCGCUACCGCCGCGAGCGGUCCGUGAUGGGCAUGGUGCGGGGGCUGCCGCACAUUGUGCAGCUCUCUGCUGCCUGGGAGGAAGGCCGGGUGCCGCGCCUGUACAUGCAGCUGGAAUACUGCCCUGGCGGCUCCGUCGCAUCUGUCGCGAAUGAGAAACAGAACCGGAAUGAACCCUGGCCGGAGGCGGAGGUGAAGGUAUUCCUAGCUCAUAUGAGCAUCGCGCUUGAUGCACUGCACCGCGCCAGCAUUGCUCACGUCGACUUCAAGCCGGACAACAUCCUAGUCGAUAGGGACGGCGCGUAUAAACUGUCUGAUUUCGGCUGCAGCGUGCUGCUGGAUGCGAGAGGCCGACCGAGGCCGGAGACGCGAAACGGCUACGGCUCCCCAGCACGAGGCCAACGGGCUGGCGAGGUCGGAGGUGUCACUUACGUGAACCCGAACAGCGGACCUGUCGUUUACACAGGCCCUGGCGCUAGCGAGCUGGCCACUGCCCUGAACCCCGACAGCUGGAACGACGGCAACGAACUUAGCACAACGAGCGUUGACGAAGGUGACUGCCGGUACCUAUGCGCUGAUAUGCUGAAUGAGAAGCAGCACUUCAAGGCGGGUGACAUGUUCUCGCUGGGUAUGUCACUUUUUGAGCUCAUGUCCGGUCACCCGCUCCCGCGAAAUGGUGAUCAGUUCCUAGCUCUCCGCCGCCGCGUGCCGGUGGAGAUGCUGCACCGCCGCGGAUACUCAGCGGACCUGGUGAGGCUUGUCGUGGCGCUGCUACGCAGCGAUCCCACACAGCGACCUACUGCACGACAGGUUCUACAGUACCUCCGGCCCUCUUCCGAGCAGCUUCAGCUGUUGUCGAGUUCCUCGGCAAUGCAGCAAUGGACGGAGAGCGCCGAGAGCUUUUGCCGACUGCAGGUGGAAGAGCAGCAGCAGCCACUCGGAAAUGAUGGUGCGGUAACUGCCUCCGUGGACGCGCUGCGGUGUGUAAGUGCGCUCAUGGAGGCCUCCAUGUGGCUGUUCACGACAACUCAGCAGGACGUACAUCGACUCGCUGCACCAGCAAACCCUUGCAAGGGAGAGGAGGAGGAUGAGCAGCGCCGUCAGCAACCUCAGCCGCCGCCGCUGCCGCUGCUCCAGCUCCCUCGCGGGCGACGAUUAGAGAUGCCUAUUCCACCGAGCCAGCGCGAUGAGGCGUGCACGCCGACGACACUGAACUACUAG
Messenger RNA from Leishmania braziliensis MHOM/BR/75/M2904, 2958 nucleotides. RefSeq names its product putative protein kinase. Gene Ontology annotation, molecular function: ATP binding; eukaryotic translation initiation factor 2alpha kinase activity. Lineage: Eukaryota; Euglenozoa; Kinetoplastea; Trypanosomatida; Trypanosomatidae. The record is from RefSeq and is a predicted model, not a curated record. Gene Ontology annotation, biological process: protein phosphorylation. The coding region runs from base 1 to 2958 and encodes 985 amino acids. Gene Ontology annotation, cellular component: cytosol. The transcript has a single exon.